UAGGGAUGCUCUCUGUCAGCCUUAGCCAGAGCCACCAAACGGGAGGAGGCAACCAGACAGAACUUCUGCUUUGAAGGGAAGUUAAGCUCUCUUGGCUGUAGAGGGUGAAAGAUGGAGUGGCCACGCCCUCCCUUCUAACCACCAGCACCCCUGUCUAUAGGGCUGACUCAGCCUGUUCCAAGGCCCAGAACCUUCUUUUGCUAGACCCUAGAGCCUUUGUCUUUAGUCAUGAGGCCUGGUGGGGUGGGGACAGUAGAUAAAAGGCCCCAAAGGCAGCAUCCACACCCUUCCACUGAACUGCUGUCCACAUGAAGCCACCAAUGCAACCCCUAGCCCAGGCCCUGCCCUUCUCUCUUGGAAAUGUUCUUCGAGGUGCAGGUCUCCAGGUGCCUGUCAUUAAGAUGGGCACGCGGUGGGAGAGCUUACAGCAAACUCUGAAGGAAGUUGCCUACAUGGCCCUGUGCUGCUGGUGUAUCAAGGAACUGCUGGAUUAGUGGUGACAGGGAAACCUGUCACCCACACCAAGACCUGAAUCACUCAGCUCUAAGAUUCCCAGAGGCAGCUGGCCUUCACCAAGGAUGGACCACCAACACGUGAAGAGUAAAUUAUGGACCCUGCUUUGAGUUGUCCAUCUGUCUGACUUGCCUCAUCCUAGGGCAUCCUGUCUCUGGUGUACUUCUGGUAGGCAUGAGCUUGGCUUGCUGGCUAAGACUCCAAUGAAACUGCAGCAGGAUGUAGUACUCCUCCAAAAUUGGCACCGUGAGCCUCUACCAACCCAGAUGACUGAUCUGGCCAUGUACUUGAAGAACCAGGAAUGGACUGGCCCUAAAAUCUCUGGUAAUCAUUGAACUACACAUAUAAUAAAUAGGCCUUGAGGCCAGAAU
This is a messenger RNA of Cricetulus griseus (Chinese hamster), 884 nucleotides long. Lineage: Eukaryota; Metazoa; Chordata; Mammalia; Rodentia; Cricetidae. The record is from RefSeq and is a predicted model, not a curated record.